UUGCCGGGCAGCCUGAGGAGUUGGGGCGGCCGCUGGCUCGGCGCCGCGGCGCCCGGCCGCCUUUCUUCCCCCUCGCCAGAACCCGCCUCCCUUUUGGCCGUGGGGGAGGGGGCUCGUGUCCCCCCCCUCCCCAGAGACCCGGUCGGCCCCCGUCCGCUCCAGCCCCCGCGGAGCCGCGCAACUUCCCCGGAGCCGGGGCCAAAGUGAGCGCAAAGUGCUGCCCAAGUUGCCGGGAUGGAGCUGCAGAGCCGGCCCGAGGCGCUCGCCGUGGAACUCGCGCGCCACCAGAACGGCGACCUCAAGAAACAGCUCCACGAGAGGCAGCCGCGGAUCGCCGCGCUCAGCGACAAACAAGCUUUGGGAACCAUCACUGCAGUGCCUGUCACGGGUCCUCAGGUGAGCUCCUUGCAGAGGUUGGCCGGGCAAGGAGCGGCAGUGCUACCUCAGGUUAGGCCAAAGACUCUGAUUCCAGACAGCCUCCCCAUCACCCCGGGCCGGGACCGGCCACCCAAGCAGCCCCCAACCUUCCAGAAGGCCACCGUGGUCAGUAUCAAGAACCCCAGCCCAGCCCUUCCCACUGCCAACAACACCGUGAGCCAUGUGCCAACGCCCGGCAGCCAGCCUCGUGCCCUCGCUGCGCCUGCCACCGUCACCUCUCCUCUGAGCAGCGCUGGGGUAGCCUACGCCCUCAUCUCCACCGCCCCCAGCAAUGCCAACGCCAUGGCCCCCAGCACCGCCGUGUCCGUGGUCAGUGACAGCGUCAAAGUCCAGCCCCUCCUCAUCAGUGCCGACAACAAGGUCAUCAUCAUUCAGCCUCAAGUGCAGACGCAGCCCGAGAGCACGGCGGAGUCGCGGCCGCCCACAGAGGAGCCAUCUCAGGGAGCUCAGGCCACCAAAAAGAAGAAGGAAGACCGGCCCCCGAGCCAGGAGAACCCCGAGAAAAUCGCCUUCAUGGUAGCGCUGGGCCUGGUGACAACGGAGCAUCUGGAAGAAAUCCAGAGCAAGCGCCAGGAGCGGAAGAGAAGAAGCACAGCGAACCCCGCCUACAGCGGCCUCCUAGAGACAGAGAGGAAGCGGCUGGCGUCCAACUAUCUCAACACCCCCCUGUUCCUCACAGCAAGAGCCAAUGAGGACCCCUGCUGGAAGAACGAGAUCACCCACGAUGAGCACUGUACUGCCUGCAAGCGAGGGGCCAACCUGCAGCCCUGCGGUACCUGCCCAGGGGCCUACCACCUCAGCUGCCUGGAUCCGCCCCUCAAGACAGCACCCAAGGGCGUGUGGGUGUGCCCCAAGUGCCAGCAGAAGGCCUUAAAGAAAGACGAAGGUGUGCCCUGGACCGGGAUGCUGGCUAUUGUGCACUCCUACGUCACCCACAAGACAGUCAAAGAAGAGGAGAAGCGGAAGCUGCUGCAGAGGGGCAGCGAGCUACAGAGCGAGCGCCGACAGCUGGAGGAGCGGGACCGGCACCUGGCCUUGGCAGUGAAGAAAUGCCUGGAGCUUAAGACAAGCCUGCUGGCCCAGCAGAGGGGCACCCAGUCGUCCCUGGACCGCCUGAGGGCCCUCCUGAGACUGAUACAGGGCGAGCAGAUGCUCCAGGUCACCAUGACGACCACCAGCCCCGCCCCGCUGCUGGCCGGGCCCUGGACCAAGCCCUCAGCAGCGGCCAUGCACUCUGCCCUCCAGCACCCCCCAGGGCACAACUGACCCCAAGGGACCCGUCUUCACACCCAUGGAAAGUCACUGGGACCCUGCUCACAAGACCUGAGGGUUCUGUCAGCCUUAAUUCAUAAACACUAUGAAUUUCAGACAAAAAUAAAACCAGACAGAGACAGGAAAGAAGGGAGAAGAAGCUGAGUGAGAGUCCUAGAGCCAGGAUGGGUGGGGACGGAGUCCUGCACCCUUCAGGUCAGAUGGGACGCCCGGAAGCCAGGUCGGGCACAGAGUCAGCUCCCUGCUGUUGGGGGGGCUGCCCGGCCCUCCGGCUUCUGGCCACAGCUGUCUCCUCGGCCUCGUGCCACCCCCGCGGGAGAGGGAAGGGCCGAGGUGCCCUGCGGGAGGGGAGCCGAGGACACGACGUAGCCAAGUAGUAGAGCUAGUUGGGGCGAGAGGCGGGUAGCAAAUCUAGGUAGACUCAGCCGCCCGCCCUCAGGGGCCGUCGGGCUCACGCCAGGCCUUCCAGAACGCCCGAUCCGUGUUGUCAGUGUUAUUAGCGUUCAGAAUCGCAACUGUUUAACUUGAAGGAAGCUCCCCAGGGGACGCUGCUGUGGCCCGGCCAGGCCUCCGUCUGCCCCCUGGUCUUGGGGGCGCCCUCGCUGCACGCCUCCCUCUUCUGCUGACGUUUUGGACUCAUCUUGCCCUCGAUGUCUUUUUCUCAUGGAGUUUCUGGGCAAGAGAUGGAGCUGCAGCCACGCCAGGGAGGCGUUUGGCAGGUUUUCUAUUUUGGGUUGAAUCGUUCAACUUAACGACUGAAGCCUUUUCUUUCCUCCUUUUGAAGAGCCGAUAAAAGUAUUCCAUUCCUCUUUUCUUGCCAGUACAGACACUAUGCCAAAAAAUAACUUUACAUUUUUGUAUGGCGUUUUUAUUGUGAGAUAUUUAAUGUGAA
Molecule: messenger RNA, 2602 nt
Organism: Mesoplodon densirostris (Blainville's beaked whale)
Lineage: Eukaryota; Metazoa; Chordata; Mammalia; Artiodactyla; Ziphiidae
Gene: PHF21B
Product: PHD finger protein 21B
Exons: 13
Coding region: 235-1704 (489 amino acids)
Source: RefSeq, a predicted model, not a curated record